UAACCCUUGCCGGAUCAGGAAGUAGUCUUGGAAUUUGUUAGCAAUUUCUUUGGUAGGCUCUGGGCAGUGUCAGGAAUCUUCUGGUCUGUGGCAGUCGGUUGUGCCUUUUCUGGACUCCAGAACAAUUCGCACAGAAUCGUAAACCAGUGGGUCCCAGAGGCACAACCAGGUAGAAAACCAAACAGUGACGCAAAGCCACCAUGUCAUCAACAUCCCAAAAGCACAAGGAGUUUGUCGCUGAGCCCAUGGGAGAGAAGCCAGUUAUGGCAUUGGCUGGAAUUGGCGAGGUGUUGGGAAAGAGGCUAGAGGAAAGGGGCUUUGACAAGGCAUACGUGGUCCUGGGGCAGUUCCUAGUGCUGAGGAAGGAUGACGAACUGUUCCGGGAUUGGCUAAAGGAUGCGUGUGGUGCAAACGCCAAGCAGCAGAGAGAUUGCUAUGGGUGCCUGCGAGAAUGGUGCGACUCCUUUCUGUAGUACUGUCUUCCCAAAUAUGCUAUCAGCACUGUGUCUGUGGUUACACAGAAUCCAAGUGUCCUCACAGUUCUUUCUCUCUCCUGUGUUCACAUGUCUGUGUACAGUUUACAUGCAACCCAACUCACACCCAUCUUGCAUGAUCUGUGUACGCAAUGUACAUUUUAACACUGUGAACUGGUUUAAGUCAGAAAUUUGACUUGCAUGCUAAUCUUUAAGCGCAAGUGAAUUGAAAAUGGUUUGCAGCAGUUGUAGUCUCCGUUUCUUACAAUGAAAAAAACAUUUUUUUUAGGUGCUUCUUCAGUAAUUUUAUUGGUGGGUGAGUCAAUUGUGAUUGGGGUUCUUUCCAUACCUCUUUAAUGAUAUGUGGUAUUAUGGAAGAGAGAGGGAACUUUUUUUCAACUGCAAUGUAUACGUUUUUCCAUGUGUGCAACUUAGUAUAGAGAAUUUAACAAAAAAUGUCUAUUAACAAAAUUGUAUAUUUUCAUACAAGAUGACUACGGCGCAUCUCCCUGUCAUAUAAGAACAUGGGCAUGUUUUUAGAGAACAGGCUAUUCAGUUAAUCUCGGUUUAUUUCUCUUAUGCAUAAUUGAUCUGUUUAAUUUUUUUAUUGUUUUCAGCUAAAUUACAUUUAAAGUUAAAUUUUAAAGCUAAACUGAUUUUAAACUUGAAGUAAAACCGUUACAUUGUACUGCAUUGUGCUCCCUGCCCUGUUUGUGUGAAUUGUGCUCUCAAGCUACAAUCUUGUACAUUGACAAGUUAUUUGAAAUUAUGGUUGUAUCAUUUUAGUGCAACACGCAUCUAACUAUUAAAGUUGCAAAAAUCCUUUUGCUGUAUGUUUAAAUGAUAAAUUCCAUUCUGUCUGAACCAUCCUUAAAGAUGGGGAUGGGGAAGACUUGCUGCUGUCAUGAAUGUUCUAAAAAAAAUAUAAACAGUUCUAAAAGGUUUAACUGAUUAUAAAAACUGAUUAGCAAGGGUAAUGGGAAUUAAAAAUAUAUUAUCCACUGUAUCACAGAAUAUGUCCAGCAAUAUUUGACUGUUUCCUGUAAUUUCUAUUUUUAAAGAAUUGUUUGCAUUAAAAUUAAAUGUAAUGGGU
Molecule: messenger RNA, 1566 nt
Organism: Anguilla anguilla (European eel)
Lineage: Eukaryota; Metazoa; Chordata; Actinopteri; Anguilliformes; Anguillidae
Product: barrier-to-autointegration factor-like
Exons: 3
Coding region: 201-473 (90 amino acids)
Molecular function (GO): DNA binding
Source: RefSeq, a predicted model, not a curated record